This is a messenger RNA of Populus trichocarpa (black cottonwood), 3979 nucleotides long. RefSeq lists its product as uncharacterized. The transcript is spliced from 10 exons. The coding region runs from base 25 to 3762 and encodes 1245 amino acids. NCBI's taxonomy places the organism in Eukaryota, Viridiplantae, Streptophyta, Magnoliopsida, Malpighiales, Salicaceae. The record is from RefSeq and is a predicted model, not a curated record.
AAAUAUGGAAGCCAAAAUUAUUUCAUGAAGGCUUUUUCCCUCGAAUCUCCACCACAAUUCUUCUCCUUAAACCCUAAGAAAUUCCUUCAUACGCCAUCGUGUGAUCACACAAUGUCUCGUUUCCGACGCCCAAAUGACGACGAUGAGGAGGAGGAAGAAGAUGACGACGACGACUUCCAAAACGACAUGGAGGCUCUCAGGCAAGCUUGCUUACUAACUGGCACUAACCUCACCAAUAUCUCUCCUUCCGCCGCUGUCUCCGACGGAAGCGGUGAAGCAGAUGGAAAUUCCUGUGGUGGCGCCUCCGUUUCGGAUUCGGGGAGCGAGGAUGACUUUGAAUUGUUUCGGAGCGUCCAGAAUCGGUUUGCGACAUCGGCGAAUUCACUCGAGCCGUUAUCUUUAAAACCUCUUUGUGCGCUUCCGCCGGUUUCAGAUGACGAGGAGGAUGAUUUCGAAACACUCUGUGCUGUUAAACGCCGUUUUGCCGCCUAUGAUAACAAUAACAAUCAAGAAAAAUUGAAAACUGAAAUGGAGAAAUCUGAGGUUGGAGUUUCGGAUAAUUCAUUAGCUGAAAGAAAUACUGCUUGUGAAGUGUUACCUGUUACUGAACAAGAUGAUAAUGCUGCGAAUUUGCUUGGUGAUAAUGUGGAGAUAGGGAAUUCUGCUUCUGCUGAGGAGAAUGAAUUGGAUAGUGGUAGAUUAUCUACGUUGGAGUUGGACUACUCUAGUUUUCCGAAGUCGGCUCAGGUGUUUAUUGAUGCAAUUAAGAGGAAUAGGUCGUGUCAGAAGUUUAUUCAAAAUAAGUUAAUUCAGAUUGAAGCAAGAAUUGAGGAGAAUAAUAAAUUGAAGGACAAGGUGAAAAUUUUGAAAGAUUUUCAGUUUUCGUGUAGAAAAAUUACGGGAAUGGCGUUGUCCUUGAGGAAGGAUCCACGGAUCCAAUUAGUGUCAGCACGAAAGACAUCAAAUUCUAAGCAUCCGAAGGUUAAUGGUAAAAAGGUCUCUCCUUUGCAAGAUGGGCCAGUGGAGAACUCGCAUGUUGCUAAUUAUAGAACAGCAUUGACUAAUUUUCCACUCUCACUGAAUCGUAAAAAGUGGACAGAGACAGAGAAGGAAAAUCUUGGAAAGGGAAUAAGACAACAAUUCCAAGAAAUAAUGCUUCAGUUUUCCAUGGAUCAAUUCAGUAGUUCAGAAGGAUCUCCUGAAGAUGGAAAAAAUUUGGAUAGCAUUCUAGUAUCAAUCAGAGAUCUUGAAAUUACCCCAGAAAAGAUUAGAGAGUUUCUUCCAAGGGUUAAUUGGGAUCAGUUGGCUUCCUCGUAUGUUGCAGGUCGCUCUGGUGCAGAGUGUGAAGCACGGUGGCUGAAUUUCGAAGAUCUGUUGAUAAAUCAAAGUCCAUGGACCAUCAAAGAGGAUAAGAAUCUCUUGUUAAAUGUCCAGGAGAAGGGGGUCACUAACUGGUUUGAUAUUGCAGUAUCAUUGGGAACGAAUAGGACUCCAUCUCAGUGUCUAUCUCGCUUCCAGAGGAGUUUAAAUGCGCGCAUAUUGAAGAGGGAGUGGACCAAGGAGGAGGAUGCUCAACUUCGCAUUGCUGUAGAAACUUAUGGUGAAAGAGAUUGGCAGUCUGUGGCUUGUACUUUGGAAGGACGAGCUGGUACUCAAUGCUCUAACAGAUGGAAGAAAACCCUUCAUCCUGCCAUACGAAGGGUUGGGAGGUGGACUCUGGAUGAAGACAAACGCCUGAAAGUAGCUGUAAAGCUUUUUGGUCCAAAGAAAUGGGACAAAAUAGCUCAAUUUGUGCCAGGUAGAACUCAAGUGCAGUGUAGAGAAAGAUGGGUUAAUUGUUUAGAUCCUUCUAUGAAUCGGGAUGAAUGGACUGAAGAAGAGGAUUUGAGGUUAAAAGCAGCAAUUGAAGAAUGUGGAUAUUGCUGGUCUAAGGUUGCUGAACGUCUCCCACAAAGAACUGAUAAUCAGUGUUUGAGGAGAUGGAAGGUGUUGGUUCCACAUGAAGUGCCUUUGUUACAGGCGGCUAGGAGGAUGCAGAAAGCUGCUCUUAUAAGCAACUUUGUAGAUCGUGAGUCAGAGCGGCCAGCACUUGGCCCAAAUGAUUUUGUUCCACUGGCAAUUACGGGACCAGUAUCUGAUCCUGAAAAGAUGGAUCAAUCUAGGAAACGUAAGAGAAAGUUAAGGAGGGAAGAAUCUCAGAUGGAAAAAGUUGCUGCACCUGGUAAUGCUUCAAAGAAGAUUAGAUCAAACAGGAGUAGGAAAAAGGUGCAAAUUUCUUCCAAGGAAGUGCCAGAGAUACCUGAUGGCACUCAGGUUGGCAACUUAGGUGGAAGUCGUUCUGUUGUGACUGAGACAACAAUGGAAUACUGUUCAGAAAAUAACAGACAUGCUGAACGAGGUCAAGAUCAUCCAUCAUCUAAUUCUAAUUUGACACCAUUAAUGACAACCAGCUUUCAAGGGGUUGAUUCCGGUCAGAACCAGCAGCUUCCUGACUUGCAUCCUAAGGGACGUAAGCCUGUGGACAGAGAUGGAAACAGCAAGAGUCUUCUCCUGUCACCCCCUGAAAACUUGGAUGCUGGAAUAAUAAAUGGUGACGUUUCUCAGACCUUUCACCCGAACAGUACCACAUCAAGUAAGAAAAGAAGAGCUCAUAAGCAGCAUUCUAGGAAGAACAUAUGUGCUAAAUCAAGUGAAGGGAGUUCUGUGUUAUCAGAAACUACUAUUGAUGCUAGUGCGUUGGUUAAUGAUUAUCUGGAUUCAAAUUUAGUGACAACCAAUGAAGAGGACAACAUACUUGGUCAGCGUGAUGCUCCUGGCAAGAAGAGGGUACCCAAACUACAUUCAGAGAGUUCAGAAUGGACAGGUAGCCUUGACUGUCUGCUGCCGCCCCAUGAGAAUUCAGAAUUAAGAGUAACUAGUACUGAAAUCAUGAACAAAUCCUCUUUAUUUGGGACCCCUACAAAUGAGAAGAGGAAGGCUUUUAAGCUUCCAUGCAGGAGGAAAAUAAGAAAUGAAGAACCAUCAAGGAAAGACCAAUGUUUUGCUGCUGUUCCUUGUCAGCAGGAUACCAGCAAAAAAUCAAAAGCCAGAGGCAAAUCUUGUUCUAAGAAGGUUUUAGAAACGAAAAAUGAAGAUGACGUUGUGCUUGCCUCCUUCCUUAGGGAUAAAUCAAAGAAGAAAAGACUUAAAGUUGCACAAAAUGCUGAUCAGGCUUGCUCAUCCUCCAGUAUGAUAACGAGGCCUGAGGUGCUCUCCAGAGUAGAUCAACCUAGCAAUGGUAAUAAAUUGUCCUCUGCUGUGCGCAAUAGUGAAGGACAGACAUGCUCCCAUGGCAGAAGUUCAGAGAACGGUUUAUCAUGUGAUAUGUACGCACAUCAAUCAAAUCAUAUGCAGACAGAGCGCUGUGAGUUAGAUGUGAACAAUCGUGGCAUAUUCGCUCCCAUGGAAGGAGUGAGAGAACCAGGAAGCAUCGACCAGGAAGCUGUUCUUGAGCCCGGUGACAUUUCUCCUGCUGGAAGUGGUUCUAGGGUUAACACCCACUCCCAUUCAAGAAAGGGGCCGCAGCUGCAUUCCAAAGGGGCAGAACAACCGCGCAAUGAUACAGGUCCAGACAAGUUGUCAUGUUCUGUAAAGAACUCAAUUGGAUCAAGUAGCAAGCCAACUAUCAUAGGCAAUGACAUUGAGCCAGGUGGACGGUCCAGCCACUCUCCAUCAGCCAGUGGGGAAGCCUUAAAGUACUAUAAAAGACGUUCAAAACGCUGAUCAUGAACGGAGAGCUUACAUCUCCAGGGUUAGAGAAAUCUGUAAAUAGGAACGUUUUGUGCAGUGCGGAAAAGAAACGAAGAAGGAAUUCUGGUGGAGGCGGGGCUUUGCUUGGAGACUGAGUACACUGAAUUUUGUAGUAUACAAUUGAAUGUGAUUGUUACUUCUGCGGAAACUAACACAUUAAAAGUUUUGAAAACGGAGCAAUUUUAUUUUA